This is a messenger RNA of Erythranthe guttata (spotted monkey flower), 4841 nucleotides long. Lineage: Eukaryota; Viridiplantae; Streptophyta; Magnoliopsida; Lamiales; Phrymaceae. The record is from RefSeq and is a predicted model, not a curated record.
CACAUUUAAUUAAACUCAAACAAUAAUUUGGAAACUUUGAUAUUGUUUAAUGUUUCAUACUUUCAUUAGCGAGUCCGCAUACAUUAUUAUUACUGUUUUUCUUUUUCAGUAUCUUUAUCACAGAUUUACAUAUGAAUCUGCUUCGCUUUCUAUCUAUACAUACGCAAUUACACAUGAAAUCUGUAGAAGAUAUGCCUGUAAAUUGCAACAGUAUAUCAUGGGCGAUGACGAUGACGAUAGCCAUGGAAAGUGGCAACUCUGACAGCAAUCACCGAAUCGAACUCCUAGGUUUUGUAAUUGUUCACCCUAAGAUGGCUUGUGCUUCUUCGAUCUACCACUCGACGAUUUUCUCCGCCGUCGAUUGGAGAUGCCCGGCGGCGCAGCAGCUGAUGUCAGAAUAUCAGAGUGGCUCUUUAUCACCGUCGUCCAUUUCUUCAAUCGGUAAAAACAGCGACGAGUUCAGGUACGGGGAGGACGACGGAGAUGAGGUGCGGAGUGGGUAUAGAGGAGGGCCGUUGGACCGUUUAAAUGCUUUAGAGGAAGUUUUGCCUGUGAAGAAAAGCAUAUCGGACUUUUACUGUGGUAAAUCAAAAUCUUAUAGCAGUCUAUCUCAUGCAACAUCGUGCUCGUCUACUGAAGACAUCACUAAACCAGAAAAUGCAUACAGCAAGAAUCGCUCUGAGAGCAAUAAUGCUGAAAUUUCUAGCUCUAAUCCGUCAUCACUGAGUUGUUGCCUUCCUCUUUCGCCAUUAAGUGCAAAAACAGCUCUUCAUGGUGAGUUUUCUAUGUCACCCUAUGAAUCUAAUUUAUGCUUGAUGUUCAUGGAGGUGGAGACAUUUGUACCAUCUUUCAUGUUUUAUAAUCAUGUGGAACUGCCCAAUGUAGUUAGUGUCGAGCUCUUCCACAAUGUAAUUUCUGAAAUAUACUUACUUUCGCAGAGAGGGAUUGUAUAACUUCUCAAAUUCUGUGUUAAUACCCCUGAAAGUUCCUUGAGCAGGUAAAUACGCUUGCCCCGGAGAAAGUCAGAAUUUCCUUGAAGCUACCAUUGGAGUUAUGCUGUUUCUUGAAUGAGCUGAACUACUGCUCUCCUCUACGGUCAAAGAAAGGUUGCAAACUGCUAUAAUAAAGGCUGCUUUCCAUAAGAAGCUUUCAUGAUCUAAUAUAUCUUCUUCGUCCUCAUUCCUUUUUUAUUUCUGCAAAUCCUCUUAGAUUAUUUCAUCAAUCAAAUUUCAAUAUGUUAGCCAGCUUGAGAUGUACGUUGGUUGCUGCCAGAAUCUGACGACUUAGGGGACUUUAUGGGCAUCCCCCGUUGGAUAGAAAUUUAACCUUCUUUACUAACGAUGGGGAAUGAAGUUGUUGAGUGUCACAUUCAUAUUUUGCUCCUUGUUGAUGUUCUAUGUAAGGUAUGACCUCCUACCUAGCUUUUCACAACUAAUUCUAGCUCGGGUUCAAAAGUCAGUUUGAUCAUUUUUAUCUUUGUUCAUGCUUAUCUUGCUUGCUUUACAGACUCACCAUAGAAUGUCUUCUCUUGACAGUUUUCUCUCUUCUUUUUCCCCCUAAAGAGCAUGUACUUAAUCAGCUGACUCCAUUUGGGCUUACUGGCAAAUAUUAUGUUUACCAUGACACAUCACAGUGAACCUUAAAUUCCGACUUUAUGUGACAUGAAUUGUGCAAAAUAAUGAUAUUUAACAUGCACAGCCUUUUGAUAUAAAAGAUUGGAUUUCCCUUUAUGUACUUUCUAACACGAGUUGUACGGAAUAACUUCGCACGUGUUGUCGUAUUAGCGCCAGAGUUAUAACUUUUAGUUACGACGUACAUAAAGACAAAAAAGACAAAACCUUAGAUUGGAUUUUCCUUUUUGUACUUUCCGAUACUAGUUGUACCGAAUAAACUUCAGUCGUUUUGUCGUAUUUGCCCCAGAGUUAUAAUUUUUUAGUCACGACGUACAUAAAGACAAUAAAGGCAAAACCUUAGACUGGAUUUUCCUUGUUGUACUUCCGACACUAGUUGUACGAAAUAACUUCACACGUGUUGUCGUAUUCGCGCCAUAGUUAUUAUUAUUUUAGUUACAACGUACAUAAAGACAUAAAGGCAAACCCUUAGAUUGGAUUUUCCUUGUUUUACUUUCCGACAUUAGUUGUAUGGAAUAACUUCUGACGUGUUGUCGUAUUCGCGCCCGAGUUAUUGCUUUUUUAGUCACAACGUACCUAAAGACAAUAAAGGCAAAACCUUAUACACGCAACAGUUGAGAACAGGAUAAUUUGUAAAAGAAUAUAACAAUUUUGUCGUUUUGCAUCACGAAUUCUUUUGAGAAUCGUACCUACUGUGGCGCAUAAUUUGUACGGAAUAACUGCAAAAAUAUGUCGUAUAUGCGCUGACUUAAACUUUUGAAAGUCAUUUAUUGAGCAUAGAGAGCAGAUGUUAUUAUGUCGUCUAAAUCAUACACGUGACGUAUGAAGAAAUUGGUUUGGUUAAUGGAAAUACUUAGUUGUGUGAGAACAGGCUAUUAUUUAUGAUUAACAGAAUUACCGCCUUUUUUUGUUCUUGUCGGAAAGACAGUUCACAAAAUAAACUGUACAGGGAAUCUUUGUUUUUCUAACGUCUUAGCUAGACGACAAACACUCUCAUAAUAAAGCUAUGAUACGAGUAAACUUGAUUAACUAAUUAACGCCGUAUUUUGAUCAUAAGCUUCAGGUUUCUAUGUUUAGGGUUUUACGACUAUCCAAUUAAAUAACAAGUAAAACUCAACUUUUCACUGAGCUACGGAUUUUAUUGAUGUUUAUUCAUCAUUUGUAGGUAUAUAGGGGGACUACAUUUCUUAACAGCUAACGUCUUUAGCAUCAGUUGUAACCGAAGAUACUUUAGAUGAGGGUUUAUUACUUUAUGUAUUUUUGUUAGAUGUCACUCAGUUUUAUCAAAAGAUACGUAAUGAAAAGACAGAAAGCUUGUAUAUUUCAUAAUAAUUUAUGGUGUGUCGUUAUCGGCUAAUGAUCUCUUUUUUUUUUCUCCCUCAAUUCAGUCCCAAAAAAGAAAUUUGAGUCACAAAAAUGUGAUUCUUGAUAUUUUCCCUAUGAUUUAUGUGGGAAUUCAAGAAAUCGGAUUACUAAUACCUCCAUGGUGUGGUAUUAUCUGCAUCUGAAGGAUGAGAUUACCAUUCACAGAAUAAUAUUUUAGAUAUCAAGAAUACCACUGUAAUCUCUCUAGGUUUUCGUAGAGAGGAUUUUGCUUUUCAGGCAAAUUGUUGAGUUCUUUGUUUUCUUCGCCCUGCCUCGUUGAGUGACACGUGUCAAAUUUUCUCUGGGGCUACUUCGUUGACUGAAACGGAAAUUUCAUGAAUUCCUGGGCUUAUUACCAUAAUCCCCGGUGAUAACAUUAAUCACCACCUACUAUAGAUGAUUUCUGUGAGUGAUACCAACUCAUCAUAAUUAUUACUUGUUCUUUUGUGAAACUAAUUGAUAAGCACAACGUCAUGAUUUUCUCACCUGUAGCCUGAAUAGCCCUUGCUCCACUGCUAUAUAAACCGGUGUUGUGGGUGUACAGUUCACUCGCAACAAAAAGAGAUUCUCUAUACAAGAAAGAGUUUUCUCUUCAGGCUUUAUCACCAUGGAUGGAAGAAAACUGUAUUCUUUCGACACCCUAAUGGAUGGAACCCUAGUCGACCGAACAGAAAUUCCAGUAACACUUGACCAAUUCAGGCUCUUUUACAGUAUCGACCGAGACCUCUACAUCAUCCUCGUUAGGGAUCUUUGCCGCAACCCUUCAGAGAGCCUCAUAGUAAUGGGGCUAUGGCUUUGGCUCGAGCGCGAGGGCAUAUCUAGUGUGAUUAGUAAGAUCGUGCCGCUCAAUCGAUAUGCGAUUGAUGCGCUCGCUGACGAGGCUGUCACCUGCAUCGACCUGCUGACAGACGGUCCCCGUGCCCCACCCGAGGAUGGCCCCGCAGUUGCCUUGAUUCACAGCCUGGUGAAGAUAGCAAUCUCUCUUAACUACCUGCGCGAGAACCGCGUCACCGUGUACAACGAGAUCCAGGGCUUGGUGAGCCAGGUUUACAUCCUGGCGCUGGCAGACUUAAUGGAGCAGGCCCUCCACGGUGGCUUCCACCAGGUGUCGGCGGCCCGUGAUGCUGCAGGCCCAUCUAGGACCCAGCCCGAGGAGUCAUUGGUUCUUGAUUUUUCUAGACUGAGCAUCGAACGGGAUUCAGAUGAGAGGCGACGAGUUUCUGAUGAGGGGACUAGGUCUGGUAGGACCAUGUUUGCGACUUUCUCGAGGGGCUAUCCGGUGACGGAGGCUGAGGUGGUGAACUUCUUUACGAGGAGGUAUGGCGACUGUAUCGAGAUGCUGCUCAUGCAGGACGUGGGGCCCACCGAGCAGGCUCUAUUUGCGAGGAUCGUCUUCUUCGAGGAGGAGCUGAUCCGGACCAUUCUGAACGGGAAGGAGAAGGCGAAGUUCACCAUCAAUGGGAAGCAUGUGUGGAUGAGGCAGUUUGUGCCGAGGAAUUGAAGGGGGUCGUUUGCUAGCGGUGGCGUGGCUGUGAUGAUGUUGUUGUUGUUAUUCGUGUGUGUCGUUGUUGAUUUCGUUUUGCUGUGUUGUUGUUGUGCGUAGUAAGUGACUGGCGUUCGGUAUAGUUGUGUCAUUUUUUCUGUGUUUGGGUGUUUGUUCUUUUGUUUGUUUUGUUUGUUCUUCAGGUUUAAUGUGUUAGGUCAAGGGUAAGCACCAGACUCUUUCGAUUUCAGUGAUGAACGGUUGCAACUUUAAUUCAUGCUGUGCUGUAAAAGGUGUUUGGUGCGUGUUAUGUUAUUUUGCUUUCUAGAGUCAAUGGAAGUAUCUUUGUUUUUCUUGUUUUA